Myxocyprinus asiaticus (Chinese sucker) is the source of this 5912-nucleotide messenger RNA. Its product is annotated as adhesion G protein-coupled receptor F5-like. The record is from RefSeq and is a predicted model, not a curated record. Gene Ontology annotation, cellular component: membrane. The transcript is spliced from 36 exons. Bases 39 to 5135 code for a protein of 1698 amino acids. Gene Ontology annotation, molecular function: G protein-coupled receptor activity. Gene Ontology annotation, biological process: cell surface receptor signaling pathway; G protein-coupled receptor signaling pathway. Lineage: Eukaryota; Metazoa; Chordata; Actinopteri; Cypriniformes; Catostomidae.
UAACCACCCCUCCAACCCCAAACACAACUGAGAUAAUAAUGACAAUGGCAAGUCCUUCAGCAUCUACUUCAACAGAAAUACCAAACUUUACCACCUUUUCAACCCUAGUCCCCAAAACAACUGAGGGAGUAACAACAAUGACAAGUGCUUCCACAUCCACUCCAAUGGCAGAGACAUCAAGCUUUAACACCUUUUCAACUCUGAACCCAAACCCAACUGAGGGAGUAACAACAAUGACAAGUGCUUCCACAUCCACUCCAACAGCAGAGACAUCAAGCUUUACCACCCUUUCAACCCUGGUCCCAAACACAACUGAGGGAGUAGUGACAAAGACAAGUGCUUCAACAUCUACUCAAACAGCAGAGACAUCAAGCUCUACCACCCUUUCAACCCUGGUCCCAAACACAAGUGAGGGAGUAACAAAAAUGACAAGUGCCUCAACAUCUACACCAACAUCAGAAACACCAAGCUCUACCACCCUUUCAACCCUGGUCCCAAACACAACUGAGGGAGUAACAACAAUGACAAGUUCCUCAACAUCUACACUAACAUCAGAAAUGCCAAGCUUUAACACCCUUUCAACUCUGAUCCCAAACACAACUGAGGGAGUAAAGACAUUGACAAUUGCCUCAACCUCUACUCCAACACCAGAAACACCAAGCUUUAGCACCCUUUCAACCCUGGUCCCAAACACAACUCAUGGAAUAAUGACAAUGACAAGUGCUUCAACAUCUACUCCAACAGCAGAGACAUCAAGCUCUACCACCCUUUCAACCCUGGUCCCAAACACAAGUGAGGGAGUAACAAAAAUGACAAGUGCCUCAACAUCAACACCAACAUCAGAAACACCAAGCUCUACCACCCUUUCAACCCUGGUCCCAAACACAACUGAGGGAGUAACAACAAUGACAAGUGCCUCAACAUCUACACUAACAUCAGAAACACCAAGCUCUACCACCCUUUCAACCCUGGUCCCAAACACAAGUGAGGGAGUAACAAAAAUGACAAGUGCCUCAACAUCUACACCAACAUCAGAAACACCAAGCUCUACCACCCUUUCAACCCUGGUCCCAAACACAAGUGAGGGAGUAACAAAAAUGACAAGUGCCUCAACAUCAACACCAACAUCAGAAACACCAAGCUCUACCACCCUUUCAACCCUGGUCCCAAACACAAGUGAGGGAGUAACAAAAAUGACAAGUGCCUCAACAUCUACACCAACAUCAGAAACACCAAGCUCUACCACCCUUUCAACCCUGGUCCCAAACACAAGUGAGGGAGUAACAAAAAUGACAAGUGCCUCAACAUCCACACUAACAUCAGAAACACCAAGCUCUACCACCCUUUCAACCCUGGUCCCAAACACAAGUGAGGGAGUAACAAAAAUGACAAGUGCCUCAACAUCUACACCAACAUCAGAAACACCAAGCUCUACCACCCUUUCAACCCUGGUCCCAAGCACAACUGAGGGAGUAACAACAAUGACAAGUGCCUCAACAUCUACACUAACAUCAGAAACACCAAGCUUUAACAUCUUUUCAGCUCUGAUCCCAAACACAACUGAGGGAGUAAAGACAUUGACAAUUGCCUCAACCUCUACUCCAACACCAGAAACACCAAGCUUUAUCACCCUUUCAACCCUGGUCCCAAACACAACUGAGGGAGUAACGACAAUGACAAGUUCUUCAACAUCCACUCCAACAGCAGAAACAUCAAGCUUUACCACCCUUUCAACUCUGGUCCCAAACACAACCGAGGGAGUAACAACAAUGACAAGUGCCUCAACAUCUACUCCAACAUCAGAAACACCAAGCUUUACCACCCUUUCAACCCUGGUCCCAAACACAACUAAGAGAGUAACAACUAUGACAAGAUUCUCAAUAUCUACUCCAACAGCAAAGACAUCAAAAGUUACCAUCCUUACAACCCUGUUCACAAACACAACUGAGAUUAUAAAGACAAGUGCUACUCCAACAUCUAUUCCACCAACAUCAACUGCCACAAGUACUCCAACAACAACAACCAUGGUUGCCUCAUCAAAACCAGCAAUAAAAACAACACCUAGUCAAACUUCUACAACAAAACAACCAACACCUAUUACAAAACCACCACCAGCAGCAACAACAGCAAAACCAACAACAAAACCACCACCAACAAUAAAACCAACAACAAAACCACCACCAACAAUAAAACCAAAAACAAAACCACCACCAACUACAACAAAAUCAUCAACAACAAUAAAACCACCACUAACAACAAGAGCGAAGCCAACAACUAAACCAUCACCACCACCAACAAGACUAACAACACCUAAUCCUGUAACUCGUCAGAUGUCACUGGCAAUAGAUGAGACAUUUGAUUCAAGCCUAAAUAACAAGAACAGUGAAAAAUUCAAGGGACAUAAAUCAAAAAUUGAGGCGGCUAUCAAAGACACUUAUAAGAAUGAAAAAAACUUUGUUUCUGCCACUGUCACAGGUUUUAGACCUGGAAGUGUGAUUGUAGACUUUUUUAUUACAUCAUCUCAAGAGAUUCAGAGUAAUGAGGCAAUAAACCAAGCUCUUUCCAGCAAUCUGAAACAGUUUCAAUUCAAUGUUGAUCCAGCUUCAAUUGCUGCAACUGAGUGGACUAACCUGGUGAAGUCUAGGGAAGCAGUGUUUCCUGAACAAAAAAUACAACUCUACUGCCCCACCACUGAUCACCUUGGGGGAAUAGAAUGGACAGUACAAGGAAAACAAGUACAGUUAAACAGUCACUAUGAGCUCUCAGCAGAUGGCCUCUACCUCACAGUCAACAACGUUAACAAAAAUGACAAUGGUCGUUAUGAAUGCUUGUACAAAACAAACACUGGGCUACAUCGUAAAUGGGAUGAAAUUGACUUUAUUAAGCCAUAUCCUAGUAUGCAAACACCUGCUAACAAGACAUUCAAAUGUGUUGAUCAAAUGGUCCAACUAAGUUGCUGUGUGCAUUCUAACUACUCUGUAAACUGGGUAGAGGGCACAAAAAUGUUGAGCACCAAAUCUGAUUUUAGAAAAUGUAGUACAUACUUGUUUAGUGUCACAAGUGAAAGUUGUGGGAAAAAAAACAUAUUCAUCUGCAUACUGGACAAUAAAGAUUUGCUUGGAUUCUCAUACAGCUCAAAGGCUGUGGAAUUGGUUAUUUCUGCACAGCAAAGCCCAAAUAGCCCUGUCACAUGUAAUGAUAACAUAUAUGGUUUUGGAAAUGUUGGUAUUAAUGCAAUUGGAGACUGUGAGGGGAAUAAAAUUGGCAGCAGAAAAGGAAUAUGUCAACCUAAUGGCACUUGGACAACUACCGAGGAUGACUGUGUUCUUCGUAUCAUUGAGGAAUUAAAACAGGAAUCACAGGCUUUAAAUACUGCAACUUUAACAACAUUUGUGCAUAAAGUGAACAAUGCAACCACAGUAAAUAAAGCUGACAUAGUUCAGUCUUCAGCUACAGUCGCUAAUCUUGUGGAAAUCCUGAACACUAUUGCAGAUGUGUCACAGAAUAUUCAGUUGGAUGAGGCUGUGAUAACAGAUUUCCUUGAAAUAGUGGAAGUCAUUUCAUCAGAGGCAACAAAGCCUGUAUGGGAAAUUUUAAACACAGGAGGUGUAAGCCAAGGCAACAGCUCUCAACUCCUAAAUGCCAUUGAAAAUGUAUUAAAAGCAGCAUCAAAUGACUCUUUCAACAUAAUAAGUCCUACCAACGCAUUCCUGUUCCGAAAGAUAACCACGUCCAACAGUUUUUUUAAGGAUGUAUUAAAGCUCAACUCCACAGCUGAAAUUGGCAUCCCAGAUAUUUCAUCCAAUGCCACAGUCACAACAGCAGCCUUUUCCACUUUGAACAACAUUAUGCCGGUGAGAAAUCGCACUGACAACUCAAAAAAGAGUGUAAAUGUCAUCAAUGGACUCAUUGUUGUAGUGAAAACAAGUGUAACCAUCAGCAACAUAAGCCUGAGCUUUCAAAAGCUGAAUAAUUCAGGGAAUAUAGCAAACUCUCAAUGUGUUUUCUGGGAUUUUAAACUUUUUAAUGGCACUGGAGGAUGGGACUCAACAGGGUGUGAGCGAAUACACGACAAUGGCAGUAUCACUUGUAGAUGCAAUCAUACCACCUCAUUUUCAAUAUUGAUGUCCCCUUCUGCUCCCGAGGAUCUUGCCUUGUCUGUAAUUACCUACGUUGGAGUUGGCAUUUCAUUAGCCAGCUUGGUGGUGUGCCUGAUCAUCGAAAUUAUCAUCUGGAAGGACAUAUCGCGAAAUGCUACUUCACAUAUGCGGCAUGUUUUCAUGGUAAACAUUGCACUUUCUCUCCUGAUUGCCGAUGUAUUGUUCAUUAUUGGGGCUGCCAUCACCAAGCCUGGAAAGGACAUCAUUAACCCGUGUAGUGCAGUUGUGUUCUUCACCCACUUCUUCUACCUGGCCCUUUUCUUCUGGAUGUUGGUCUCAGCCCUGUUGCUCCUUUACCGCACCACCAUGGUCUUCUCUCACAUGUCCAAAUCAGUCAUGUUGGCAAUUGCCUUCAGCGUGGGCUAUGGUGCACCUCUCAUCAUCUCAAUCAUUACGGUCGCGGUCACAGUUGAAAGUAAGAGCUACAUCACAAGGAGUGGAACAUGCUGGCUGAACUGGGACAUUUCCAACGCACUUUUGGCUUUUGUAGUUCCAGCUCUGAUCAUUGUGGCUGUCAACAUUGCUAUUGUGAUAAUGGUUGUGAUCAAACUUGUCAGGAGGAGGGUAGGAGAGAAUUCCAGAGAUGAAAGAAAUGUCUUGACAGCCAUUGUCAGAUGUGUGGCCAUAUUAACGCCCAUCUUUGGCAUCACGUGGGGUCUUGGCUUUGGGAUCAUGUUUCAACCUAAAGCUUUGGCGAUCCAUUACUUGUUUGCAAUCUUCAACUCCAUGCAGGGCUUCUUUAUUUUGGUCCUUGGAAUACUGAUGGAAAAGAAGGUUAGAGAGGCCCUUAUAUCAAGAUUUAGAAACAUUGGAUCCAGUGCCACACAUAGUUCAAGUUUCAGAACCUACAACAACAGUGCCUCCAACAGAACAACUUUCACUAAUGUUAUUAACACCCUUCUGAGAAGAGAGAGGCAUGCUAGGUCACCUACCAAUUUACACUCUGGAGCAUCUGAAUCUUUUAUGAAUGCUUAGCUGGACAGAUGAACCAAAUAAUUUCCUGUUGGAAAUCAGGAGUUCUUUCAUGCCUUUCUUCAACAAUGUCUUUCCAAAAGUGCCUUUUUUCCCCCCAGAUCUUUCUCCAACAAUGACUUUCCAAAAGAUUCACACUACUACAGGAGUUGAUUAAAAUUUAAAUAUUAAGUACUUUUUCCAAUGUUUUCUAUUGGAUUAACAGAUUGGCCAAUUAAGUAAAAAUAUCAGACAAUUUGUAUAAGACUUAUGAAACCAAAAAUGUUAUUGAAGUUACCUUUCAAGCUCUGUUUAGAGUCCAAUCAAACUUUCCUUUGCUCUUCCACUUUAAUAAAUCCAUGAAUGACAAACACUUGGUUCAUACAGUAUGUGUAUAUUAGAGGUGCUUGCUCAGAUUUAGGGUUAGAAAAUAUAUUACUUUUCUAAGCAAUCUGACCUGAUGGAUGAUAAAAAUAACAGAGGGGGGACCCAAGCCCAAUAUGAUACCAAGAAUCCCAAUUGUGUACAAUUUCACAAAAUACUGUUGGAGAACUGGGCCUUGAACGUGUACGGUACUAAAACAGUCCAAAAUGUAACAUUUAGCCUAAUGCAUUGGGUGAUGUUGUUAUAUUGCUGAUGUUAAGGUUCUGAUGUCUGACUUGAUAGCUUUAAAGGAGGAAAUAAGGCUCACACACCAUGUAUCUCAAUAACCUGCCAGUUAUUAUUUGAUUAUUUUUUAUCUUUUUUUUUUUUAUUAUUAUUAUAGAAAACAUUUGUCCUACAAAAUAAAAUCACUGUAUU